Molecule: messenger RNA, 1869 nt
Organism: Exophiala bonariae
Lineage: Eukaryota; Fungi; Ascomycota; Eurotiomycetes; Chaetothyriales; Herpotrichiellaceae
Exons: 2
Coding region: 1-1869 (622 amino acids)
Biological process (GO): transmembrane transport; oligopeptide transport
Cellular component (GO): membrane
Molecular function (GO): transmembrane transporter activity
Source: RefSeq, a predicted model, not a curated record
AUGAGCGCUAUUGCAUCCAACGAAGCGCCAAUCAUUGCACAGGCCGCCGUGCCUGCUGCUCCCCUCGCUGGCACCAUCGAUGAGAAGCGUCUCGGACGAGGCUCUAUUGAUGGCGGCGUCCAAGAGGUUCCUCGCACCUCGGCCGAUGAUUUCGACGACGACACCGAAGUCACAGAUGAAGAACUGCACACUCUUCGCCGAGUCUCCGGGAAGAUCCCCUGGCCAGCCUUCACCGUUGCCUUUGUCGAGCUUUGUGAACGAUUCUCAUACUAUGGCACCACCGUUGUCUUCGUCAAUUUCAUUCAACAGCCUCUCCCAGAGGGCUCAUCGACUGGCGCAGGCUUCGACGGCCAAUCUGGAGCCCUCGGAAUGGGUCAACGAGCCUCUACUGGCCUCGUCACCUUUAAUCAAUUCUGGGCCUAUGUGAUGCCUCUGGUCGGUGCCUAUGUCGCUGAUGCCCACCUUGGUCGUUACAAAACCAUUCAUCUCGCCAUCGUCUGUGCUAUUGUCGGACACGUCAUCUUGACCGCUUCGGCAGCUCCAAGUGUUAUUAAGCACAAUUCUGCAGCCUUGGGCACCUUCGCCGUCGGCUUGAUCAUUCUCGGAAUUGGCACGGGUGGUUUCAAAUCAAACAUUUCUCCUCUACUGGCCGAGCAGCAAACCGAAACAAAAAAGAGAAUCCAAACCCUCCCCUCUGGAGAACGCGUGAUUGUGGAUCCUAUGGUCACCACAUCCCGAAUUUUCCUCUAUUUCUACAUGUGUAUCAAUAUCGGUUCACUUGUCGGUCAGAUCGGUAUGGUCUACGCCGAGAAGUAUGUUGGUUUCUGGCUUUCCUACAUGCUUCCUACAGUCCUCUUCCUGGUCGCACCAGUGGUCCUCGCUGUCUGCAGGAAGCACUACGUUCUCACACCACCCACUGGAUCGGUCUUCGCCAAGUUCUGGCACCUUUGGACAUAUGCCGCCAAAGGUCAUUGGCACCUCAACCCCGUGGCGACCUACAAGAGUAUGCACGCACCUGGUUUCUGGGAUCGCGUCAAGCCAUCCAAUAUUCCUGCUGCCCAAAGACCAGCAUGGAUGACCUUCGAUGAUGCCUGGGUCGAUGAGGUCCGUCGUGGUCUCAAGGCUUGCGCUGUCUUCUUGUACCUCCCUCUUUACUGGCUCGCCUAUGGACAGAUGACCGGCAAUUUGACCUCUCAAGCUGCUGUCAUGCAACUCAAUGGUGUUCCCAACGACAUUAUUCAAAAUCUCAACCCAAUUUCCAUCAUUAUCUUCAUCCCAUUGAUGGAUUUUGUUAUCUACCCAGCACUUCGCAAAGCUCACAUCAACUUCACACCCAUCAAACGUAUUGCCGUCGGUUUCCUUCUCGCCAGUUUGGCCAUGGUGUCUGCUUGCGUUAUCCAAGUCUACAUCUACAGACUCUCUGAAUGCGGCACCCAUGCCUCCGACUCCGAUUGUGAGCCUGCAGAUAUCAACGUCUGGGUCCAGACCAUCCCUUACGUUCUUAUCGGUUUCUCCGAGAUUUUCGCAUCGAUCACCUCACUAGAAUACGCAUUCACAAAGGCACCCUACAACAUGCGAAGUUUCGUUAUGGCGAUCAACCUUUUGAUGAACGCUUUCAGCAGCGCCAUCGCACAGGCCCUCAACCCCCUCUCUGCCGACCCAUUGCUCGUCUGGAACUACGGUAUCGUCGCUGUUCUUGCUGGCAUCGGCGGUAUCGCCUUCUGGUUCAACUUCCGUUCUCUUGACAAGGAGGAAGACAAGUUGAACAUGCUCCAGGUUUCGGCUUACACUGGCAAGAGGGGCAGCAUCAGCGGGCCUUCUGUCCGGGAAUCAUUUGAGAACAAGGAGGUUGCUGGCACCACCGUCUAA